This is a messenger RNA of Hippocampus comes (tiger tail seahorse), 2141 nucleotides long. RefSeq names its product protein ALP1-like. The coding region runs from base 452 to 1756 and encodes 434 amino acids. NCBI's taxonomy places the organism in Eukaryota, Metazoa, Chordata, Actinopteri, Syngnathiformes, Syngnathidae. The record is from RefSeq and is a predicted model, not a curated record. The transcript has 4 exons.
AAAAUUGACAUCCAUGAAACACUGGGAGAAGUGUUACACCAUUGUCCUGUAGGUGGUGCUAAUUAAUCCUAUUGAUGAAGCGGAAAAAGACCAACCCGGAAAGGGACGUCCAAUCCACAUCACAUAACUCCGCAUUGUUCGACCGCUGUUAACAUUACGUUUUCAAAGCAGAUGUGUUGUGCUCCCACGUUACUCGAUUGAUUUAGUAAGUAGAAAAUUGAACAUAAGGAAUCGAUCGAAUCGUAACUCGAAGUUAGAGUUUGUGAAAACGAAGAAGAAACCGCGAAGAAGUCCUCCCGCAUCUCAUAACAAGCCGAAGAAGAAUAACCGGAAGUGUGCUUCAUCUCCCCGUAUUCUAUGACAACUUCGUUCUCGUUCUCGGAGGCUAUUGUUCGGUCGCUGGUAAUCUUACCUCGUUUAAACCAAAUGUGUUGCGCCGCCACGCGUCGAAAUGGAAGAAGACGAUGAGCGGCUGCGGCCCUUCGUGUUUCUCAUGACCUACAUGCUGCUGAAACGCCGCAGGGACGUAAACAAUGCGGACGCACAGCGGCGUAAUGAGAUCCAAAGACGACUGAGACAGCGACAGUACUUCUUCCAGAGGCAGAGGAGAAUGAUGAUGAUGAUGAUAGCAGGAGGCAUUCGCUCCAACGCUCGUAUACGCACACGCCCUUGGACCACCGUCCCCAGCACAGACUGGUGGGAGCGAGUGGUGAUGAUGGAAUUCCAGCCCUCCGACUGGCUGGACAAAUUCCGCAUGAGUCGGGAGACCUUCUUCUACAUUUGCGACAAGCUGCGCUCCCGCCUGACGCGUCAGGACACCAGCUUCCGCCUGGCGCUGCCCGUGGAGAAGCGCGUGGCGGUGGCGCUGUGGCGCCUGGCGUCCAAUGUGGAAUACCGCACCAUCAGUGCUCUGUUUGGUGUGGGCAAAUCCACCGUGUGUAAGUGCGUGCGGGACAUGUGUCACAGCAUCGUGGCGCUGCUGCGCACUGACUACCUGCGGCCCCCCUCCGAGCCAGAGCUGGAGGAGUCGGCACGCUUGUUCCUCUCCCAGUGGGGCUUCCCACAUUGUGUUGCUGCUGUGGCCACGUUACACACAGCCAUCAUCACGCCGUCCAGCAAUGCGUCCGACUACAUCAACCCCGCGGGCUGGCUCUCAGUGCUCUCUCAGGUGACAGUCAACGGUCAUGGGCAGAUCUGGGACAUGUGUGCCUGUUUCCCCGGUGGGAUAGAGCCAGCAGAGAUUUUGCAGAAAUCGUCACUGUGGACCACGGCAGCAGAGGGCGGACUGUCGCCGGUGCCGCCGUAUUGCUUCAUGGGAAGACAACUCAACUAUGUGAUAUUGGGUGAGCCGUGCUACCCACUCCAAAGCUGGCUACUGAAGCCCUACCCGGAGAAACGGGCUACGCGAGCCCACCCGGCGGCGCCAAGCGAGCGCCAAAACCUGUUCAACCGACGGCUGCGACGUGCCCGUUGUGUGGCCCAGGAGGCGCUGCUGCGGCUCAAGGCACGUUGGCAGUGUCUGAGCAAGCGCAACGAUUGUGGACUGGACGUGGUACCCGCAAUGAUACGGGCAUGCUGCAUUCUGCACAACGUGUGCGAAUCGCAUGGCGAUGCCUUCAAUGGCGAGUGGCUGGCUGAGGUGGCAGAGGCCGAGAGCCCGCAGCCCACCUAUGCUGAGGUCGACGGUGACCCAGACCAGAGUCAGGGCGAGGACGUGCGGCAGCUCUUCUGUGACUAUUUUCAACAGAACGACUGACUGAAAUGGACUCUUACAUGUGGAAGCUCUACUUAAAAAGAGCUACAUGGGUUCCCCCCCCCCCCCGACAUUUCCUAUUUUUCCUCCAUAGGGAACAUCUCAUGAAUAUUUAUCAGUGUUUUCUGAAGAAUUUUUAGAAUUUGUAAAAAAAAAAAAAAAAAAUUGGCGGGGGAAAAAUGAAACAACGGACCACUCAAAGUGCACUCUACAGGCCACUCCCAGUGGCCCAUCCCUGCUGUUAUGUUGGCAAAGGGCGCGUUGGAAAAAUUAGCAUCAAGAGUGUUCAUAAUUGUGGCACACAGGAUUUGAUGUGAAAGAUUUCUUAAUGUUUUCAAUAAUGUAAUUGUUUUAUUUAUUCCCACUGAAUAAAUGCACAUUGAUUAAA